Tachysurus fulvidraco (yellow catfish) is the source of this 2956-nucleotide messenger RNA. It is a transcript of the gene elavl3, whose product is annotated as ELAV like neuron-specific RNA binding protein 3. Gene Ontology annotation, cellular component: ribonucleoprotein complex. The coding region runs from base 517 to 1614 and encodes 365 amino acids. The transcript has 7 exons. The record is from RefSeq and is a predicted model, not a curated record. Lineage: Eukaryota; Metazoa; Chordata; Actinopteri; Siluriformes; Bagridae. Gene Ontology annotation, molecular function: RNA binding.
GUAGUGCCUCCCUACCCAAUUAGCCAAUCAGCAGUCGCCUCUGACUGGCAGAAGGACACAUAAAAGAAGAACAUUGCAGCAGAGGCACAGAAGGAGACUGUGGAGAGCUGGGAAAUACACAUACACACUAGCACACACACGACAACAGAACCAGAACACCCUCCUCUGGACACACCCUACUGGGGAUCACUGCUUCUCCUUUUUUUUUUUUUUUUUUUAUUUCCGAACCAUCGCCCACGCCGCACAGGGAGAAAUCUCUCUCUCAUCCUCAUCAUCAUCCUGAAGAAAAUCCCUUUCUCCUCAUUUUCACUCUGCUUGAGGACACCUACAAUCACACGGGCUGAGAAUCCCUGAAGACAAGAUUCUUUUUUCCUUUUUCUUUUUUUUUCUUUUCAUUUUGGAAAUCGACACGAUUAUUCAAGACAAACAUUGAUAAAGACCAGAGUUAACCCUCCAGCAAGCUCGAAGAAGACCUGCACAUCGAAGGAGCUAGAUCGCUAUCAUCUUUGUACAAGAAUGGUUACUAUAAUCAGCACCAUGGAAACUCAGGUGUCCAACGGUCCGAGUGGAACCAGCAUGCCUAACGGCCCGGUCAUUAGCACCAACGGUGCCACAGACGACAGUAAGACCAACCUGAUCGUUAACUAUCUGCCUCAGAAUAUGACCCAGGAGGAGUUUAAGAGCCUGUUUGGCAGCAUUGGAGAGAUCGAGUCCUGCAAGCUGGUCAGAGACAAAAUCACAGGUCAGAGCUUGGGCUAUGGCUUUGUAAACUAUGUCGACCCUAAUGAUGCUGACAAGGCCAUCAACACGCUCAACGGUCUCAAACUGCAAACAAAAACAAUCAAGGUGUCCUACGCCAGACCCAGUUCAGCCUCUAUCCGUGACGCAAACCUCUAUGUGAGCGGACUACCUAAGACCAUGAGUCAGAAGGACAUGGAGCAGCUGUUCUCCCAGUAUGGCCGUAUCAUCACCUCCCGUAUCCUGGUGGACCAGGUGACAGGCAUAUCACGAGGAGUGGGCUUCAUACGCUUUGACAAGAGGAACGAGGCUGAGGAGGCCAUCAAGGGCCUGAAUGGCCAGAAGCCCCUGGGUGCUGCCGAGCCAAUCACUGUCAAGUUUGCCAACAACCCAAGCCAGAAGACAGGCCAGGCACUGCUCACUCAGCUCUACCAGACCGCUGCCCGCCGUUACACAGGGCCUCUGCACCACCAGACUCAGAGGUUCAGACUCGACAAUUUACUAAACGCCACCUACGGAGUCAAGAGUUGUCCAUCUCUCCUCCCCAGGUUCUCUCCCAUCACCAUCGACAGCAUGACCACGCUGGCGGGUGUAAACCUGACGGGUCCCACCGGCGCUGGCUGGUGCAUCUUCGUCUACAACCUUUCUCCUGAGGCUGAUGAGAGCGUUCUGUGGCAGCUGUUUGGGCCGUUCGGUGCCGUCACCAAUGUCAAGGUCAUCCGCGACUUCACUACCAACAAAUGCAAGGGCUUCGGCUUCGUCACCAUGACCAACUACGAUGAGGCGGCUAUGGCCAUUGCCAGCCUUAAUGGCUACCGCCUUGGUGACCGUGUGCUGCAGGUCUCCUUCAAGACCAGCAAGCAGCACAAGGCCUAAGAUAGAGAGGUGUGGCCUGGCCGUUACCACCCUUUUUAACCAAAAGGGGAAGGAGGCACUAAGCUUCCCGCACAUUUACUCUACAUGGGCCUGGACUGAGUCUCUCUUUGACACACACUUAUCACACACAUUACACACCCAAAUGCAACACACACACACACACUUAGACAGAGUCUCCAAAAAUGACAAACACAUGAGUUUUUUUUGGUUUCUCUUUACAUGACAUGCAAAUCCUUCCCUACAUUUGCCUGGAUUGAAUUAGUAGAAGGUGACUUGGUGACUUUGUGAGAUUUCAUUGUAAGACACACAGUUUUAAUGAAUGUGACCCAGAAUGUGUGCUAAGUGCUUCGGUUUAAUUCAGGCAAAUCAGAAGCGUCACUGAACAAAAUUGAUCGUAUAAAUAUAUAAAUAUACAUAUAUUUGCAGUUUACCCAAAUUCUUGCCCCAGUAACUCUCCUGUAUUUAAGGAGAGAAUGUAGUCACUUUUUUACACUUGGGCAUUUUGAAUCAGUGGAUUUUUUUAGAUUGAAGAAAAAAAGAAUAAAAACAGUGUUCUCUCAUAUAUAUUAUUAUUAUAUAACUAUAUAUUCAAUAUUUAAGGUGGUUAUAAUAGCCAAGUAUGUAAGCAUUUUCUAGAACUUUUAUUACGAUUUCCUGGCUUCACCUACGGUUGCAUUCUAGCUUUAGCGCGCUGUGCAGACCCCAUUAAAGCUCCAACCCUUGCAGCCAGUAUAAUAAUGUGCAGAACAGCACCUACAAGGCUGAGGAAUAUGAGAAGGUCAUCAUAAUCACUUCACUAUAAAUUCAACAAGGCAUCAUAAACUCCAAGCUCCACACACACACACACACACACACACACACACACACUCACACACAUAUACACUCACACACAUAUACACUCACACACAUAUACACUCACACACUCACUCACACACACUCUCACACACACACACACACAAACACACACACACACACACACACACACACACACACACACACACACACACACACACACAGUUAUGAACAUAAAGUUACCUAAAACAUCCCUGGAUUGUUCUACACUAGUUCCUAGCGUUCAGAUGCUGUCCCUGAGAGCAGUGUUUACAUGGAGAUGAGGUGUGCAUUCAUUCUCUCUGAAAAGGCGAGAGGUUAUGUCUAGAAAAAUAUCGCUGCAAUAUAACCAAAAAUUCCAAAAAUUUCAGAAGGGAUUUCUUGGUCAGGCUGAACCAGGAGGACGUCUCAACUUCCCUUUGGAUGAAGGACAAUUUUUAAAAGCUGACCUUAGGAGAAUUAAAGAGACAAGGGUUUAGUAGCUUCUACCCUUCGUCCAUAUUACAUCCCU